UCAGCCUCGAACCUGUACCAGCUCAAUGCCAGCACGGCACCACGGUUUCUCCACGCACAGGCCAUUGCCAACUGUGUGGCCAAACACCACCUCAGUUUGACCGGGUUCCGGUACCUGUUUCUGGAGGAGGGGCACAUGACACUCAUGUGCAGGGUCCACGUUUCCUUCUACUACAGCGACGGCUCUUCGGCCACGGCGCUCGGCACGUGCUGCUUCUUCAUGGCCCGAGACCUCCACGUGCAGCAGCUAGACUGCCGGAUCUCCGCGUUCCAGAGGCUGAUCUCCAUGGAAGCGUUGCAGCAGCGGUGGGCCGCACACCAGGCCAUGCAAAAGAACGGCCAGGUGCAGCCGCAAGACGGGCGCGGCCCCGACUUCUACCAGCACAUGGCCCUGGACGCCGAGUGCUGCAAGACCAUGCAGACUUGCGGGCUCUCGCCCGGCGCCAUGCGGGUCAUGCAGAUCGGCGACGUCAUGGCCUGCCUCCAUCCGCUCAUGCGGUACACGCGGGCCGGCAAUAUCGCAUCGCCCUUGAGGGCACUUGAACGCUUUGUGGAGACGAAAUCC
This is a messenger RNA of Metschnikowia bicuspidata var. bicuspidata NRRL YB-4993, 564 nucleotides long. It is a transcript of the gene MFG1, whose product is annotated as Mfg1p. The annotation marks the transcript as partial. The record is from RefSeq and is a predicted model, not a curated record. The transcript has a single exon. Lineage: Eukaryota; Fungi; Ascomycota; Pichiomycetes; Serinales; Metschnikowiaceae.